GCAGUCUGCACGAUGGCGCUAUCUUCUGAUAUCGAUUUCGGUCCAAUGGGACGCAGAACGCUCGUGUCCCGUUAAUCGCGUUUCAUACUGUUAUUUUCCAAAAGGGAACCGUUUUUUUUCUUCGUACUAAACACCCUCUCGGCGUGAUAAUGUCAACUUGCGGAACCGUGGUGUGCGGUGUCAGCAGGUGAAGUUCACUGGCAGUUUGUUCGCUGGGAGUGGCCGUUGCCAUCUCGCCUCUACGCAGAUUUGUAAAUAGUCGGGAUUAAAAUGCGAAUAUGUGUGCUCGGGAUAUUUCUAAAUUAUAUUAGCAUCGUGUACGGUGCCGCGGGAAUGAAAACUUUCGAGGCAAAUCCUGACACGAAGAGGCUUUACGAUGACUUGCUGUCUAAUUAUAACAGACUCAUCCGCCCAGUCAUCAAUAACACCGAAACGUUGACGGUUUGGCUCGGCCUAAAAUUGUCACAGUUAAUAGAAAUGAACUUGAAGAAUCAGGUGAUGACCACGAAUGUCUGGGUGGAACAGAAAUGGUUUGAUUAUAAAUUGCAAUGGGAUCCAGAGGAGUACGGUGGCGUGGAGAUGCUUUACGUGCCUUCCGAAAAUAUUUGGCUGCCAGAUAUCGUCUUAUACAAUAACGCCGAUGGCAACUACGAAGUAACGCUGAUGACGAAGGCGACGCUGAAGUACACAGGCGAAGUGUCUUGGAAGCCUCCAGCGAUUUAUAAGUCAUCCUGCGAGAUCAAUGUGGAAUACUUUCCCUUCGACGAGCAAUCAUGCAUCAUGAAAUUCGGUUCAUGGACGUACAACGGCGCUCAGGUAGAUCUGAAGCACAUGAAGCAGAUACAAGGCAACAAUAUGGUAGAGUCAGGCAUCGACUUGAGCGACUUCUACUUGUCUGUAGAAUGGGACAUUCUCGAAGUUCCAGCCUCCAGAAACGAAGAGUAUUAUCCGUGCUGCACAGAACCAUAUUCUGAUAUCACAUUUAACAUCACGAUGCGGAGGAAGACGUUGUUCUACACGGUCAACUUGAUCAUCCCCUGUGUGGGCAUCACUUUUCUCACUGUCCUCGUUUUUUACCUGCCGAGCGACUCAGGCGAAAAAGUCUCACUGUGUUCCUCGAUUCUGCUCUCGCUUACGGUGUUCUUUUUACUACUAGCCGAAAUUAUACCGCCGACAUCGCUGGCCAUACCACUUUUAGGGAAAUACUUGCUGUUCACCAUGAUCUUGGUCACUCUAUCGAUAUGGAUCACCGUAUGCGUUCUAAACGUCCACUUCCGAUCUCCAUCCACGCACAACAUGUCUGACUGGGUUAGACAAGUAUUUCUAAAUUGGAUGCCUCGGAUGCUGAUGAUGCGUCGGACACCAUAUUCAACCCCUGAAUACGAUGACACUUACAUGGACAGCGGCUAUACUAACGAAAUAGAUUUUAGCGUUAGCGAUUAUCCGCUGGAAUUGAAAGGAAGUCCGGACGGGUUCGAGAGCGUCACCUCGCAGUUAAAAAAUAUUCGAGAGGACGACGCCCGACACUUUCCGCAUGCAUCAGUUACUGACAGUGAGAAUACUAUGCCAAGACACUUGUCUCCGGACGUCAUAUCAGCCCUGAAGGGUGUGCGUUUUAUUGCUCAACAUAUAAAAGAUGCGGACAAGGACAACGAAGUGAUAGAAGAUUGGAAAUUCGUAGCAAUGGUGUUGGAUAGAUUGUUUCUUUGGGUUUUUACUUUAGCAUGUAUCGGAGGAACCCUCGGUAUAAUAUUCCAGGCACCUAGUCUAUAUGAUACAAGAGAACCCGUGGACCAACAACUCACUGGAAUAUCAUUUCGCAAAUAUAUGUAUCCAAAUUUAGAAGAAAUCCCGUCGAAAGCAACCGAAAGUCCAAUAACAAACAAUUAUUAACCUUGAUCCGCUAACGAAAAAUCAAUAAAGGGUCGAAUAGUCUAGAAAAAGAAAUGAAUACUCAAGAUUCGAUUGCGUUGAACAACUACAAAACACCUAACACCAAGGUUAAUAAAAGGCUUGAGCUACGAAACAAGCGAUUAGUCUUUUUUUAUUCCGUUGAUUGACACCGACGGAAUGACCACUCUACAAUGAUUAAAAGUGUAUUAAAAUA
Messenger RNA from Megalopta genalis, 2107 nucleotides. It is a transcript of the gene nAChRbeta2, whose product is annotated as nicotinic acetylcholine receptor beta2. The record is from RefSeq and is a predicted model, not a curated record. Gene Ontology annotation, cellular component: postsynaptic membrane. Gene Ontology annotation, biological process: monoatomic ion transmembrane transport. NCBI's taxonomy places the organism in Eukaryota, Metazoa, Arthropoda, Insecta, Hymenoptera, Halictidae. Gene Ontology annotation, molecular function: transmembrane signaling receptor activity; acetylcholine-gated monoatomic cation-selective channel activity.